Molecule: messenger RNA, 691 nt
Organism: Paramecium octaurelia
Lineage: Eukaryota; Ciliophora; Oligohymenophorea; Peniculida; Parameciidae
Source: the annotation of a GenBank genome assembly
AUGAACAGAUAAAAAGAAGCUUUGGAAAAUUAUGAUUUGGCAUUUUAGAAAGGCCCAGAAAAUUUUAAAUAUCUUACUAACAAGGGUAUAUUUGAUUAUGUAUGAUUCUUUAGCUACUACAUUAGAAAAAAUGAACAGAUUAGAAGAAGCUUUAGAAAACUAUGAUUUGGCAAUAAAUAAGAAUCCUGAAGAUUCUAAAAUUUUUAAUAACAAAGGUAUAUUACAGCAUGUAUGAUUUCUAAGCUAACAUAUUAUAUUAAGUGGAUUUUGAAUGUAGUUCUACAAAAAAUGAACAAAUUUGAAGCUGCUUUGCUUAAUUAUGAUUUGGCAAUUUAGAGAAACCCAAAAAUUUCUCAAUAUUAUUAUAAUAAGGGUAUGUUUCUCUAAUUAUGAAUUUUAGCCAUCACCUUAGAAAAAAUAAAUAAUUUAGAAGAAGCUUUGGAAUAUUAUGAUUUAGCAAUUUCAAUUACCCUAAAGAAUUAAACUAUUAGUAAGCUAAAGGUAAAAUAAUUAGGUAUAUUUUAUUAGCUGAUGCUUUAGAAUAAUUAUAUUAAUCUGAAAAGGCAUCGAAAGAUUAUAAAUCAAAAACUUCAAAAAGCAGAAAUCGAAAAUGAAAUUGAAUUGAAUUAUAAAUAUAUAAAUUGCUUGAACCUUUUAAAAUUCAAAAUGGUUAUUUAUUCUUUAUGUAAAC